Messenger RNA from Limulus polyphemus (Atlantic horseshoe crab), 1559 nucleotides. RefSeq names its product vacuolar protein sorting-associated protein 29. The transcript has 4 exons. Gene Ontology annotation, biological process: intracellular protein transport; retrograde transport, endosome to Golgi. Gene Ontology annotation, cellular component: retromer complex; endosome. The record is from RefSeq and is a predicted model, not a curated record. Lineage: Eukaryota; Metazoa; Arthropoda; Merostomata; Xiphosura; Limulidae. Bases 86 to 634 code for a protein of 182 amino acids.
UUUGGAAUGAAUAGAUUUACAGAAUAUAUUUUUCUGAUAUGCGACAGAGGGCGAAAUCUUCUCGUGAUUUGAAGAGGGAUGCAAAAUGUUGGUGUUAGUUCUUGGAGACUUGCACAUUCCUCAUCGCUGUCAGGGUCUUCCAGCCAAAUUUAAAAAGUUGUUAGUGCCGGGAAGAAUCCAUCAUAUUCUAUGUACAGGAAAUCUGUGUACUAAAGAAUCAUAUGACUACCUUAAGACCUUAGCUAGUGAUGUUCAUGUUGUUCGUGGAGACUUUGAUGAGAAUAUAAAUUAUCCUGAACAGAAGGUGGUAACUGUGGGUCAGUUUCGAAUUGGGCUGUGUCAUGGUCAUCAAGUUGUACCAUGGGGAGAUCCAGAUAGUUUGGCACUUAUUCAGCACCAACUGGAUGUGGACAUUCUGAUAUCUGGCCAUACUCACAAGUUUGAAGCAUAUGAACAUGACAACAAAUUUUAUAUUAAUCCAGGGUCAGCAACAGGAGCCUAUAAUCCUUUAGAGAGCAACAUCAUUCCGUCUUUUGUUCUGAUGGAUAUCCAAUCAUCAACAGUGGUAACCUAUGUUUAUCAGCUGAUUGGGGAAGAUGUGAAGGUGGAAAGGAUAGAAUACAAGAAAUCAUAAACAUUUGUUGUGUUAUUUUGUAAAUUAGACUACUAUUAUAUCAAUACAAAGAAGAAAACAUCUCCCUCUAAUAAAAUAUUAUUUUCACUAAUAUUAAGCCAAAUAGCUCAAUUAAAAUUAGUGAAAUAAAAUGUUUGAAUUUCCAGCCAGUGUUUUUUCUCACAUUGGGUUGCUUUUGUAUGUAUGUGCACAUUUACUGGAGAUAAAUGUAAAAAUUAUGCAUUCCUUGUAAAGAAAAACUUCCAUGAAACUACAUAAUUUAAGCAUGUUUUUUUGUCUGAAUCUACACUUAUAUUUUUCAUAACUAUUGUUUUUCUUUCAUAAAGCUUAUUCAACUAACUUAGUAACUUUCAGCUAAUUUUUGAACAUAUAUAUAUAUUUAGGUUGAUUCAUGUGAAUAAGAUUUUGUGCACCGAUAAAGCACGCGUGUAAAUGAACUAUUCUACAUUUCUUCAACUGUACAUUUAUUUCACUGUAUUAGCUGAAGCGAUUUUUUUUAAGUAAGUUAUAAGAAUCUGUACCACAACUCUUGUUUUUAUUAGAAUUAAUGGAUGUAAAAGCACAUUGUGAUAAAUAUAAAGAUUAGUCUUAUAAAGAACAUAGAAAUUGCUUAUUCAAUUGUUACAAAUAUUAAAAUAUUUUACAUUCACACAAGUGAAGCUCUUUAUUUCUUAAUGUAAUUGGUUGUCUUAAAUUAUUGCUUUAUAUUGUAAACAUGUUCAUAUUAUGUUGCAGUGUGUCUUAGUAUAUUCAAAUUUCACUGAUGAUAGGGCCUUUAUCAUAUAUGAUCAUGUUAUAUUAUAAAUGUAUUUAAAAAUUGGAUUAUGAAAAUACCAAAUCUGAUGCCCAGAAAUGAAUAAAAAUUAUGCACAUACAUGUAAAUCUGGUCAAUAAAACAUAUCUUCAGAAUAAUGUGGAACAGAUA